Molecule: messenger RNA, 4475 nt
Organism: Lingula anatina
Lineage: Eukaryota; Metazoa; Brachiopoda; Lingulata; Lingulida; Lingulidae
Biological process (GO): epidermal growth factor receptor signaling pathway
Molecular function (GO): receptor ligand activity; epidermal growth factor receptor binding
Source: RefSeq, a predicted model, not a curated record
AUGGAAAAUAAGAGAAGCUUUGCAGGAUAUAAAUAUGACUAGGGGGAUUCAAAUGUGUGGAGGGUCGCUGGUGAACCAUAUUUAUGUAACAUUAAAUGCCAUUUUCAAAUUGCGAUUUCAAAUCUGUGUGUCUAGAUUAGCAAAUCUUUUCAGUUUUUGUUCUCUGAUGUUGCUUUCUCUGAUGACUCCUCUUGUUAACUACCUUCAGAAAUAUUUUUGUCAAUAAUAUAUCUUUGAUUUGCUUCCUUUAAGAACUUUUUAAAGAACUAUCCUGUAUUAAUAUUCUUCACAUUUGUGUGAUGUAGUCUCUCUUCUGCCAUCUAAAAUGUGAUUUCUGAAUUAAAUAUCAUGUCUGAAAAUAUAGUCUGAGAAACACAACACCAGUAUUAGGGCCUCACUUCUCUCAACAUUCCGCUGUUUUCUCAACGCAUCUCAUUUCUCUUCAUCAGGUCAUCUGCUCUUUAUCAGUUAAAUAAAAAGAAAUGUAAUAGUGAGUGUGAGAGAGAGAGAAAGAGCCCACACACGUUUUUCUCUUAAUUCAUUCCUUUGACAUUUUCUCACAUAACCACCAUUGACUGUAAAUGUCACAGUGAGGUUGAGCAAGGCAGCUGGGAAUGCUUGCAUAAGAAUGCGACAAAUUAUAGGCUAGGUUUCAAAUACAGCAUUGGUUGUGUAUAUCUUUUGCUAUUUUGGCCAGGAAUACUCUUGUUCUAUUGGGAUGGGUGAGAUACAAAGAAUGUGUUAGAGGAACCAAACCCACUUAUUGCACUGUUUUAUGACGGAAGGAUAUUUUCACUAUCACUUACCUUAAGGUGGUUAGGUUUACCGCAUUGUGAAAGAGCAAACGUUGCUGUGACAGACAGCUAUCAAUCAUGUAAGGCGGGGGAGGCUUUUGUCACAGGGAAAUGGUUUCACAGCUGUAUGAUAUGUAGAUCAGGGAAAGAUCUGUGUUUUAUUUAACCACACCUUGGUCGGUUAAAUUGUUUGAAGGGUUAAGUAAAUUAAUGCAGCAUGAUUAUUUAAGUGACCACAGAAAAGGAGACGUAAGUAGAGUAAUAGAUACAAAUUUUACAUGUACGCAGCAUAGUUUGCCUCUAGAAUUACUUUAAGUGGUCAAUAAAACAACACAAUCAACCUUUUGGUGGAAAUAUGUGAUGUGACUAUGGACACAUUUUUUUCUUUGUCCUUACAUUGAAUUGCCAUAAAUUGGACAAUAAACACAUAUGGACUUUAAAUGGGAGAAGUAUUUUUAAAGCAUACCUCAUUGGCUCUUGAAGUGAGAAAGUGGGGUAACAUUUGAAUGUUUUAGAGCGUGACUGAAGGGUGUUUUCACCUCUACACAUGCCAACACAAGCGAAGGUUAAUUCAUUGCGGAGCUAUUUCCCAGCAAAUUGCCACUACCGGCAUCCAUCAUAUAAACCCCUGUGUAAGCUCAGUGAAUUCAUUCAGUCAAUCACUCAGACAAGGGAAUAAUAGAAUUAAAAGACGCACCACUAAGUUCCUGUGGCAUACCGGAUAUAGGUGUUGCUGUGGUUACCUAUAGGAUUAUAGUAUUUGUAAUUUGACAGUCUGAUAAUCUGGAGGUUGGAUCUCAAAGCAGCAUGGUGCAUCAACAGGUCAUGGGGCCUCUUGCCACUUUCGUAUUCCUCAGUAUAUGCAGGUUUCACUUGGCGCAGGGGGAACUUAUAACAGUAGUAUUGGAAGGUGGGGAAAUAGAAUAUGUUCAGCCUGAAUUUAUAAAGCCAUGUCCUGUGCAACUUGCUACUGGGUUUUGCCUAAACCAUGGAAUAUGCCGACAAAUUAUUAUCUCAAAUAACAACAUAACCAGUUGCCACUGUAAACGUGGUUAUAGUGGGACAAGAUGUGAAUAUUUAAUGAGACCAGUCCAAGACCCUAUGAUGGCCAAUGUAGCUGCAGGGAUAGGAGUUGCAGUAUUUGUAGUUGUCAUAAUUAUAGUAGCUGUUGUUGCAUAUAUUGUCAUAAGAAAAAGGAACAGUCGGCAAAGAACAAUAAAUCUUAAUGCAGACACAGAGGACGAGGUAGGACGACCUUUCAGUCGGAGGGCUUCUGUUAUUGCUAGUGAUACUAAACGAGCGAGACCAGUUUAUGCUGAUCCAGAUAAGCAUGAGGCAUUACCAACAGCUAAUGGGCACCAAGAAGAAAAGUUGUUGAAAAACGAUUUAGAAAGAGACUGUGAAAAAGGAGAAGCAGAAGACAAAGUAUAGUGCCAACCAAACUGUAAAUUUAACAUUUGACGUGUACCUGUUUCACGUCCAUGGAAUAGUCAACUAAGCAGUGGGAAACCGUUGUAGAUAUUUAUAUAAGUAUGAAUGAAUGAAUGUGUGGAUAUUUAUUUGAAGAUAUCUUGUUUUAUAAGUAAUACUUGGUGCAUUGUUGGAACAAGACUACUUCUGUCUGUGUGAGUGUGGUAGUGCAACCAGUGGAAUAUCGCUGUCCUUGGCAACUUUGUCUCCCACUGCUUAUGUAUCAUAAGCUCUCUAUUGGCAUUCAGAUUGUGAUUUGUUAUUGCCAAGUUCAUAAUAGAUGGAAUGGCAUUGCUUUUAUUCUGAGGAACUGAAGUGGCAUCCACAAUGUACCUGUGGAUGUGCCACAAGCAACAUAUUCCCACCCUACAAGUCCUGAAUAGCAUGUGCCUGUCCGUAGCCAAACAUGUGACUGUGAAGAUGAGCAUAUUUCCAAGACAAGCUCAAUUCAAACUUGACAGUCAAACUGCGUUGACAGUCAAACUGCGGAGGAACACUGCUCACAAAAACUGCACAAAAUCCCAUGGCUGGAAGAUGCUGUUGUCUAUUGGCUGACAAGGAUUAAAUUAGGAAUAUCUUCUCAUGAGGUCUGAGUCAGUUUUAGGAAUUUCUCCAGAAGAUUUGACAGGGAUUUUUUGAGAAAAAAACUUUUAUGGUGAUAUGGACACUUUUAAGAGGAAUGGGAUAAUGGAUAUUUUACAGUGAACCUCUUUAAGUAAUGUAGUUAUGCUAGUCAUGUAUAGACGCAUUUAAAAUAAGUAAGACAGCUUGCUGCUGCCAUCCUCACCAAGUGGAGCACCAACCCAUUCCAUGUAGCCAUUGGAUAAUUAUUGACCAAUUACAGUCAGCAUUGUGGCAAGAACAAUUGGCAUAAAAUUUGUAAUUUUAAGGUGUAAUAUUUCUGUGUGGAGGUUUUACAUGCAUUGGUGUUUUUUUUUUAUUUGCCCACCUCCCCUCCAUCAUACAUGCUAAGUGCAUGAAUGUAAAGCUUACAGUGGGAUUAUAUGGCAAUUUGAGGAACUUUAAGUGGAAAGAGUAAUAUCGCUCCACCUGUGAGAUCAAUUUCUGAACAUGUAGUGGGAGGAGAAUUCAGCAGGGUGAAUGAGUAACCAAAUGUGACCUUCUCUCUCCCAUCCUACAAGUAGCAAACAAGUAGCUACAAUGAUUUUACCAUUAAAAAAUCUUAUUUAUUUUUAGAUAUAUAGUUAUUGAACAGUGAGUGAGGGUUAGGCUUACUCAUCAUGGAGUGGGUGGACUAAUUACUGUAACUUAGGACGUGAGUGCAUAGUGAGGUCCAUUAAAGACAAUCACAUUGUGCUUUACGACAACUUCAGUCUUAUGAAUUCAAUGUGUCCCAGAAUUUUGGGCUGUUUUAUAAAGUAGGACAGGAUGUUUUGUCUAAAAUUCAGCCUGAAACCCAAAGCCCUAAUAUGGCUGAAUUGUUUAUGGUGUAUUUUCUUCGGGGAACAAGGCUGCUUUUAGUAAAUUAUACUGCUAAUUUUAUUUAAAUUAUUUGUUACAGCAUUGCUAUCUGUACAGUGGUUGGAAGUUAGAUAUUAUAGAUUGUGAGGUAUAAUUUGAAUGUUUUAUUUCCACCGAUGGCUAUUAGUGCUUAUGCCAGUAAUUAUAUGUUACAGCAGGUUUCUUUACAGGCCUGUUUAGACAAUAGUACUGCAGUGACCCUGAUAAAUUAAACAAAUUAAAUGUUAGUUGUUUUUGUCAUUACUAUGAAUAUUAAUGUUAAUUUGGAAACAAGCUUAAAGUGAAAUAGAUGACCAAUAUAUGUGAACAAGUUCUUCCUUAUGGUGUUUAAGGAUGUCGGACAAAAUAUCAACUUAAAAAUACUUAUAACUUGUACUUAGUGUUUAAAAACCUGUCAGUAGUGUAUUAAUGCUCAGUGGAUUAUGAAGUACUUACAUAACAUACACAAAUGUGUCAUAUUAGUAUCAUUUGAAUGUGAAACCAUAGUAGUCGGUGGUGUGUUUGUGUUUCAUGUGCAAUAAUUUUCACUGCUGCUUAGUUUUCUCUGAAUGGAUAUUGUUAUGAUUUAGUGUCUGUUUUAACAUUUAUACAUUGUAGGCUUUUCAAGUCCUUUUUUUAAAUUAUGUAUAUUAGUGCUGUUAUUCAUGCAUGUUCAAGAUACAGACACAAACAAGUGGAGGUAUAAAUAAAGAAAUAAAAUGUGAAAAUACCAUGUUAUUAUGCCAUUAU